Molecule: messenger RNA, 861 nt
Organism: Paraphaeosphaeria sporulosa
Lineage: Eukaryota; Fungi; Ascomycota; Dothideomycetes; Pleosporales; Didymosphaeriaceae
Exons: 4
Coding region: 1-861 (286 amino acids)
Source: RefSeq, a predicted model, not a curated record
AUGUUUGACUUGCGCGCCACGGUCUCGGACCCGACACGUUUACUACUUCAGCGAAUCGAUGAUCCGAAGAAGAGGGUAGGCGCUGCUUUAUCCCGCUCGGGACUUGCAAGGUUGGCAAGCAACUUUUCAAUUCGUUCAGCUACGUAUAGAUCAUGCAUCGAUUCGAGUGGGGUCGGCAGUAUGCAGACCAAACGUGUCAACCCUCCCUCAUGCACGCAUUGCCGACAUAUCCAUCUCCCUGGAAGACGAAAAACAAUCCAGGUGGCUCAGGAAGACCCUUAUACCUGGGAGCAACCAUGGAGCGAAAUGCCGUUCGAAGACGAAGAGAGGUAUUGUCUGGAUAUCACUUUAGAGGAGCUGGAAGAGAGGUUCGACAGUGGUUGUGAAUUCGCAGCCUAUCUUAGUACCGGUUCCAAAGAGAGCUGGCGCUCUCAGCUGGCGGGGCGCGAUUCACGCUACCCCCCACCGACCAACUUCAUCGGCCACAAGACGUUCGAAGAGUGGAUCCUAUUCGGACCACGGCAAAGACUACUUGUGGUAAGACGGCGCCAACGAUGGCAAGAGCAAGAUACAGCUGCUUCGCCUCGAAAGGCCCAACAUUCGCGAAACUCGGAAGCCCAAUUCGACACUCUGCGCAUUGGAGAAUAUGAUAAGGAAAGUAGUACGCAAGGAUUGGGCUCCCAAAACGGCUGGGGAUUUCUACGUGUCCCGUGGCACUUCUGCACACUUAGAAUAUCUAGCUUGGGCGGAUCGAAUGUGAUUUGGCCUGAGGCCGCAGACUCAGGGAAGCGGGGCAUGACAACGGCAUGGUCUGCUGAGUGGACAAGAUGGGAGACGAAGCGGCAGGAAGGUGCCGGAUGA